Rubroshorea leprosula is the source of this 2242-nucleotide messenger RNA. The record is from the annotation of a GenBank genome assembly. Lineage: Eukaryota; Viridiplantae; Streptophyta; Magnoliopsida; Malvales; Dipterocarpaceae.
ACAGAAAGAAUAAGCAUGCAAAAGAGAGAAGUUCAGGCAAAAGCUGAAUUCGAGAGAGAAGUACCAACAGAACUUGGAGCAAGCAGUAGGAGAUCUGCAACUGCAAAUCCCCUUCGAUCUCUUCAAUCGAUUCCUCAAGCAGUAGGAGCUUGGGUUUGCGAUGAACCCAGCUCAUGGGUUCACGAUGGCGAACCCAGGCUCGUGGGUUCACGAUGGCGAACCCAGGCUCGUGGGUUCACGAUGGCGAACCCAGGCUCGUGGGUUCACGAUGGCAAACCCAGGCUCGUGGGUUCGUCGUGAACCCAGCUCGUGGGUUCACGAUGGCGAAACCCAGGCUCGUGGGUUCACGAUGGCAAACCCAGGCUCGUGGGUCCGUCGUGAACCCAGCUCGUGGGUUCACGAUGGCGAAACCCAGGCUCGUGGGUUCGUCGUGAACCCAGCUUGUGGGUUCCUCGUGAACCCGCGAGCUGGGUUCCUCUCGAACCCGCGAGUUGGGUUCGUCGAGAACCUCUUAAGCUGGGUUCGUCGUGAACCUCUCAAGCUAGGUACCUCGCGAACCUCUCGAGCUACGUUCCUUGCGCCUCUUGGGUUUGCCUGGAGGACAACACUCGUUGUUAAGCCAAUUGACAUCAUGGCUGAAGAUCCAGUAGCAAAUCAAGCCAUUCGAACAUUGAAGGAAUAUGCUUCACCUUCAAUUGAAGGAACUGUUUCAAGCAUAAGGAGACUAGCUGUCAAAGUAAAUAAUUUUGAAAUUAAGCCAGCAACAAUUCAGAUGAUUCAACAAUCUGUGCAAUUUUGUGGGUUGCCAAGUGAUGAUCCUAAUGCUCAUAUUGCUAACUUUUUAGAGAUUUGUGACACUUUUAAAUAUAAUGGAGUUUCUGAUGAUGCUGUUAGACUAAGGCUUUUUUCAUUCUCUCUGCGAGACAAGGCAAAGAAUUGGUUAAAUUCUUUACCUGUUGGGUUAAUCACCACAUGGGACAUGAUGGCUCAAAAAUUUUUAAGUAAGUUUUUCCUUCCUGCUAAAACUGCUAAGAUGCGUAACGAUAUUGCCACUUUUGUGCAGCUGGAUAUGGAGUCAUUAUAUGAGGCAUGGGAGAGAUACAAAAAGCUACUCAGGAAGUGUCCACAUCAUGGUCUACCUAUAUGGUUACAGGUACACACUUUUUAUAAUGGUUUAUUUCCUAAUAAUCGUACCAUGCUUGAUGCUGCUGUUGGAGGAUCAUUAAUGAGUAAACAUGCUGAUGAGAGUUAUAACCUUAUAGAAGAGAUGGCUUCAAAUAGUUAUCAAUGGGGUUCGGAAAGAUCACACAUUAAGAAAAAUGCUAGAAUUUAUGGGGUUGAUGCCUUUACUGCUUUGACAGCACAAAUUGAGUUUCAAAGUCAAGAAGUAGCAACCAAGAGCUUGGAAGCUACAGUCCAGAACCAAGGUGCAUCAAUUCAGAAUUUAGAGGCUCAGGUAGGUCAAUUGGCAAGUGUAGUUUCUGGAAGAGCACAAGGAGUGUUACCAAGCAGUACUAAAAAAAAUCCUAAGGAACAAGUGAAAGCUGUAACAUUGAGAAGUGAGAAGCAAAUUGGAGAUGAAGAAAGUUCAGACAAUAAGGGUGAAAAAGUGAAAGCUCCAACGGAAGAGAAAAAAUCUGAAGUGCCAUCUAAAGAAUCUGAAGAAGUCAAGUCUUAUGUGCCUCCAAUUCCUUUUCCACAUAGGUUGAAGCAACAAAAGCUAGAUAAGCAAUUUGCUAAGUUUCUAGAUAUUUUUAAGAAAUUGCACAUUAACAUUCCUUUUGCAGAUGCUUUAGCUCAAAUGCCUAGCUAUGCUAAAUUCUUAAAGGAGAUCGUAUCUAACAAGAGGAAAUUGGAAGAGUAUGAGACUGUGAAACUCACUGAAGAAUGUUCUGCAAUUCUUCAGAAUAAGCUUCCCCCAAAGCUAAAGGAUCCAGGGAAAGAUUGUCCAGACCUGUUGGAGACAUGUGUUGUUCAUUCCAAAGACAUUACUGUUGGAAAUGAGGACAUUAGGGAGUAUGCAUUUCAUUUGGAAGCUUGCCCACCGUUCUUGAACUCAAAGGAGCCAAGUAUUCAAGAUUUUAGAGCUAAUAUGCCUCGGCUUAAACCAUCACUUGAAGAACCUCCAAAACUUGAACUCAAGCCUUUACCUGUUUAAUGGAGGAAAAGCUUCUUCGAGUUUUAAGGGAGCACAAAGGAGCAUUUGGGUGGACAAUAAUUGACAUAAAAGGAAUUAGUCCCU